AUGGAAACGAUGGAAAGUCGAUCUACAGGGCCUCUUACGACGGAAAUUUACGAUGGCCCCACUGUGGCCUUUAUGAUUUUGGGUGCCGCCUUGGUUUUUUUCAUGGUACCUGGGCUGGGAUUCUUGUACUCAGGACUGGCGAGAAGAAAAUCCGCAUUGGCGUUGAUUUGGGUAGUGCUGAUGGCGACGCUGGUCGGUAUACUGCAAUGGUACUUUUGGGGUUACUCUUUAGCCUUUUCCAAGUCCGCCACCAACAACAAAUUCAUUGGAAACUUGGACUCGUUUGGGUUUAGGAACGUAUACGGGAAGAAAUCCGACGGCGAUGUCUAUCCUGAACUUGCGUAUGCGACCUUCCAGAUGAUGUUUUCCUGCGUCAACUUAAGCAUUAUCGCAGGCGCUACAGCUGAAAGAGGUAGAUUGCUACCGCACAUGGUUUUCCUCUUCAUUCUAGCCACUAUUGUGUACUGUCCGGUGACGUACUGGAUUUGGUCUCCGGGCGGUUGGGCUUACCAAUGGGGAGUGCUGGACUGGGCAGGCGGUGGGAACAUUGAGAUUCUGAGUGCCGUUUCCGGAUUCGUCUACUCUUGGUUUUUAGGCAAAAGAAAUGAAAAACUGCUGAUAAACUUCAGACCUCAUAAUGUGUCGUUGGUAACUCUAGGCACGUCCAUACUGUGGUUUGGUUGGUUACUCUUCAAUUCAGCCUCGUCACUAUCACCAAAUUUGAGGUCAGUUUAUGCCUUUAUGAACACGUGCCUCAGCGCCAUUACUGGCGGGAUGACAUGGUGCCUCUUGGAUUAUAGAUCAGAAAGGAAAUGGUCGACUGUCGGUUUGUGUUCUGGUAUUAUCUCAGGAUUGGUAGCAGCCACACCAAGUUCAGGAUGUAUAACUCUCUACGGCUCGCUAAUCCAAGGCAUUGUGGCGGGGAUCGUCUGUAAUUUUKCCACUAAAUUAAAAUACUAUGCUAAAGUGGAUGACGCCAUGGAUAUUCUUGCUGAGCACGGAGUCGCAGGCAUAAUAGGACUAAUAUUCAAUGCUCUUUUCGCGGCAGAUUGGGUGAUCGGUAUGGACGGAGUCAGCGAACACGAGGGUGGCUGGAUAAGUCACAAUUACAAGCAAAUGUACAAGCAGAUUGCUUAUAUUGCCGCAUCAAUAGGAUACACUGCCGUUGUCACGGCAAUCAUUUGCUUUGUGCUCGGGUACAUUCCUGGAAUGACGCUGAGAAUAUCUGAUGAAGCAGAAGAACGUGGUAUGGAUGAAGACCAAAUUGGUGAAUUCGCAUACGACUAUGUGGAGGUUAGAAGAGAUUAUUAUUUAUGGGGUGUAGAAGAAGAUUCUCAACAGUCUACUGUAAAUCACCGCAGUACUGACACUCGCUCAACUGUUGACCAUAGCAGCAGUACCAAUAGUUCUUUAGACGGGAACGAAGAAAUGGCCCGGUCGGAAAAAAUAACACCAUCUCAUCAAGAAAAGCCUAGCGAUAGGUGA
Molecule: messenger RNA, 1485 nt
Organism: Saccharomyces eubayanus
Lineage: Eukaryota; Fungi; Ascomycota; Saccharomycetes; Saccharomycetales; Saccharomycetaceae
Gene: MEP1
Product: ammonium permease MEP1
Exons: 1
Coding region: 1-1485 (494 amino acids)
Biological process (GO): ammonium transmembrane transport
Cellular component (GO): plasma membrane
Molecular function (GO): ammonium channel activity
Source: RefSeq, a predicted model, not a curated record